Molecule: messenger RNA, 1338 nt
Organism: Ruditapes philippinarum (Manila clam)
Lineage: Eukaryota; Metazoa; Mollusca; Bivalvia; Venerida; Veneridae
Exons: 1
Coding region: 1-1338 (445 amino acids)
Biological process (GO): DNA integration
Molecular function (GO): nucleic acid binding
Source: RefSeq, a predicted model, not a curated record
AUGCCGUCAUUGAAAAAGAAAUGCUUGGAAUUUUGUUCGGAUGCAAACGGUUUCAUCAAUUCACUUAUGGUAGAGAAGUUAUCGUACAUUGCGAUCAACAAACCAAUAUCUGCCAUUAUGAAAAAACCAAUGUCCGCAGCACCGCCUAGAUUAUCUAGAAUGCUACUAGCUCUGUCUAAGUAUCAGUUAAUCGUAAAGCACAUGCCUGGUAAAGAAAUACCAGUAAGUGACUGCCUAUCACGCCAAAGUCUCCCUAAUACAUACUUAAAUAUGUCAGACGAGCUUGAUAAUUACGUGCAUACCGUCCAAAAACAAUUGCACAUUACCGACCAACGAAUAGAAAAUAUUCGCGCCGAAACGUGCAAAGACGCACAAAUGAAAAUUCUGAAAAAGACUAUAUUAAACGGUUGGCCAGAAUCUAGAUCAAUGUGCAAGCAAUCAAUCCUUGAUUUCUGGAACCACCGCGAUGAGAUAAGCGUAGAAAAUGACCUGAUAUUUCGAGGUCAUACAAUUGUAAUACCGAAAAUCUUGAGAAAUGAACUUGUACAGAAAGUUCAUACAGGUCACAUGGGAAUUACGAAAACACUUGAACGUGCUAAAGAUUCAAUAUUCUGGCCAGGCAUGUCCAAGCAAAUUACAGAAUAUGUUAGCAAAUGUAGCAUAUGUCUAACAUACCGCGACGCAAACACAAAAGAACCGCUUAUGACUACAGAAUUCCCCGACAGACCUUACCAAAAAAUAGCAGCAGACCUGUUCCAUUUUCAAGGUAAAGAGUAUCUAUUGACUAUUGAUUAUUAUUCAAGAUUUUUUGAAAUAGACCAUUUACAAAACACAACAUCAAAAACAGUCAUUCUGAAACUUCAGAAACAAAUGUCGAGACUGUCAAUACCUGAAGUCUUUGUCUCAGACAAUGGUACUCAAUUUUCAAGCUCCGAAUUCAAAGAAUUCGCUAAAGAGUGGGGUUUCGAGCACAGAACUUCAUCCUCCGGAUACCCCCAGUCGAACGGUCUUGCGGAAAAAGGCGUAGGUAUCGCCAAAAAACUAAUGCAAAAGGCUAAAGAUACGAACACAAACAUUUACAUUGCAUUAUUAGAAUAUCGUAAUACACCUCUUGAAUGCGGAUAUUCUCCGAGUCAACUGUUAAUCGGCCGGAGAACUAAAUCCGUUGUGCCAGUUACAAAUAAAGCACUGGUACCCAUUUUAGUAAAUAACUCAAAAGUGCGCAGUCUAAUGAAACAAUCGAAAGACAAACAAAAGGUCAAUUACGACAAAAAUGCAAAAUAUUUGCCACCUUUGUCCUUGAAUCAAUCAGUACGCAUUAAAAUAGGAAAAACUUGA